AUGCCGAUCGGUGUGAUGCUGCGGUGGAAUGAGGAUAAGGGUUUCGGUUUCAUCCGACCGCUGGAUGGAGAUGGCCCUGAUUUGUUUUGCCACAAAUCGGCACUGCUGGAUGGCGACAACAGUGUCCUCGACGGCGAUGAGGUCAAGUUUGUGAUGGAAUAUGACGACCGGAAGGGUAAGGAUCGUGCCAUUGAGGUGGAGCGCUACAUCCGCAGCAGUCACUCACCACCUCCUCAACGGCCUCCGCCACCCAGCACCCGAAGAGAAGGUGACUGGGACUGCCCAAAGUGUAAAUUUAUGGUUUUCGCCACGAAAUCUGAAUGCAUGAAGUGUGGCCUCAAAAGGGAAGAUGCAGACCAGAUUCGUCAAGAAAUGGCGGAGGAAGCCAAAAAAACACAGGACAAGAAGACCAAGGAUGGAAAGGACGGAAAGGACGGUAAAGGAGAUCGUAAGGACGGCAAAGAUGACCGUGAUCACAGCCGAGAUCGCCGCCGGCGCCGCAGCGGUGGCCGGGACGGCGACAAACACGGCGACAAACACGGCCGCGAGGGCCGCGAGGGCCGCGAGGGCCGCGAGGGGCCGUGGCCGGCGCGACAGCAGCCGCAACCGGAACAAGGAGCGAAGCCGGCGACGGAGCCAUUCGAGAGGCAAAGACAGAGACCGGCGGCGGCGCGAGCGUAG
Cladocopium goreaui is the source of this 681-nucleotide messenger RNA. Lineage: Eukaryota; Dinophyceae; Suessiales; Symbiodiniaceae. The record is from the annotation of a GenBank genome assembly.